Molecule: messenger RNA, 2652 nt
Organism: Pipistrellus nathusii (Nathusius's pipistrelle)
Lineage: Eukaryota; Metazoa; Chordata; Mammalia; Chiroptera; Vespertilionidae
Source: the annotation of a GenBank genome assembly
AUGCUCAAGCUGUGGAAGGUGGCACGCCCAGCUCGACAGCUGGAACUGCAUCGCCUCAUACUGUUGCUAAUCGCUUUCAGUCUGGGCUCCAUGGGCUUCCUGGCUUACUACGUAUCCACCAGCCCCAAGGCCAAGGAACCCUUGCCCCUGCCCCUGGGAGACUGCAGCAGCGGGGGGGUAGCUGGCCCUGGCCCGGUUCGGCCUCCAAUCCCGCCCCGGCCUCCCAGGCCUCCAGAGACAGUUCGAACUGAACCUGUGGUCCUUGUGUUUGUGGAGAGUGCGUACUCACAGCUGGGGCAGGAGAUUGUGGCCAUCUUGGAGUCCAGCCGUUUUCGUUACAGCACUGAGCUGGCCCCUGGCCGCGGGGACAUGCCCGCACUGACUGAUCAUAGUCGUGGCCGCUUCGUCCUGAUCAUUUAUGAGAACCUGCUCAAGUAUGUCAACCUGGACGCCUGGAGCCGGGAACGGCUAGAUCGGUACUGUGUGGAGUACGGUGUGGGCAUCAUUGGCUUUUUCCGAGCCCAUGAGCACAGCCUAGUGAGUGCCCAGCUCAAGGGCUUUCCCCUCUUUCUGCACUCGAACCUGGGGCUCCGGGACUACCACGUGAACCCCUCUGCCCCCCUGCUGCAUCUCACACGCCCCAGCCGCCUGGAGCCUGGGCCGUUGCCUGGUGAUGACUGGACCGUCUUUCAAUCCAAUCACAGCACCUAUGAGCCAGUGCUUCUUGCCAGCCUUCAGUCAGCUGAGCCUCCUGUGCCAGGAUCGGUGCCUCGCCGGGCGCGGCUUCCCACUGUGGUACAAGAUCUGGGACUUCAUGAUGGCAUCCAGCGGGUGCUCUUUGGCCAUGGCCUGUCCUUCUGGCUCCACAAACUUGUUUUUGUUGACGCUGUCGCAUACCUCACUGGCAAGCGGCUGUGCCUGGACCUUGAUCGCUACAUCUUGGUAGACAUUGAUGACAUCUUUGUGGGCAAGGAAGGUACCCGCAUGAAGGUGGCUGAUGUCGAGGCUCUGUUGACCACCCAGAACAAACUCAGGACCUUAGUCCCCAACUUCACCUUCAACUUGGGCUUCUCGGGCAAGUUCUAUCAUACUGGGACGGAGGAGGAGGACGCAGGGGAUGACAUGCUGCUGAAGCACCGCAGAGAGUUCUGGUGGUUCCCGCACAUGUGGAGCCACAUGCAGCCGCAUCUGUUCCACAAUCGCUCGGUGCUGGCUGACCAGAUGAGGCUCAACAAACAGUUUGCUCUGGAGCAUGGGAUUCCCACGGAUCUGGGGUAUGCUGUGGCCCCCCACCACUCGGGUGUGUACCCCGUCCACUCGCAGCUCUAUGAGGCCUGGAAAUCUGUGUGGGGCAUCCAGGCGACCAGCACUGAGGAGUACCCCCAUCUCCGCCCUGCCCGCUACCGCCGUGGCUUCAUUCACAACGGCGUCAUGGUGCUGCCACGGCAGACAUGUGGCCUCUUCACUCACACAAUCUUCUAUAAUGAGUAUCCUGGAGGCUCUCGUGAACUAGACCGGAGCAUCCGAGGCGGAGAGCUCUUUCUGACAGUACUGCUUAAUCCGAUCAGCAUAUUUAUGACCCAUCUAUCCAACUAUGGAAAUGACCGACUGGGCCUGUACACUUUUGAGAGCCUGGUGCGCUUUCUCCAGUGCUGGACCCGGCUGCGCCUGCAGACCCUUCCUCCCGUCCCUCUUGCACAAAAGUACUUUGAACUCUUCCCUCAAGAGCGAAGUCCCCUUUGGCAGAAUCCCUGUGACGACAAGAGGCACAAAGAUAUCUGGUCCAAGGAGAAAACCUGUGAUCGGCUCCCCAAGUUCCUCAUUGUGGGACCCCAGAAGACAGGGACCACAGCUGUCCACUUCUUCCUGAGCCUGCACCCAGCUGUGACCAGCAGCUUCCCCAGCCCCAGCACCUUUGAGGAGAUUCAGUUCUUCAGUGGCCCUAAUUACCACAAGGGCAUUGACUGGUACAUGGACUUCUUCCCUGUCCCUUCCAAUGCUAGCACUGACUUCCUGUUUGAAAAAAGUGCCACCUACUUUGACUCAGAAGUUGUACCACGGCGGGGGGCCGCCCUCCUCCCACGAGCCAAGAUCAUCACUGUGCUCACCAACCCUGCUGACAGGGCCUACUCCUGGUACCAGCACCAGCGAGCACAUGGAGACCCAGCCGCCCUGAACUAUACCUUCUACCAGGUGAUUUCAGCCUCCGCCCAGGCCCCUCUGGCUCUUCGCUCCUUGCAAAACCGCUGUCUUGUCCCUGGCUACUAUUCUACCCACCUACAGCGCUGGCUGACUUACUACCCCUCCGGACAGUUGCUGAUUAUGGAUGGAGAAGAGCUGCGUACCAACCCGGCUGCUUCAAUGGAAAACAUCCAAAAGUUCCUGGGUGUCACCCCCUUUCGGAACUACACACAGAUCCUCAGGUUUGAUGAAGGUAAGGGAUUCUGGUGCCAGGGACUUGAAGGUGGGAAGACUCGCUGUCUAGGCAAGAGCAAAGGUCGGAAGUACCCAGAUAUGGACGCUGAAUCCCGCCUUUUCCUUACGGAUUUCUUUCGGAACCACAAUUUGGAGCUGUCGAAGCUCCUGAGCCGGCUUGGACAGCCAGUACCCUCAUGGCUCCGGGAAGAACUGCAGCAUUCCAGUCUGGGUUAA